CAUUAAGAGCUGCUCAUUGCAUUGGGUUGAUCAGAUAGUGUUUUGUUGCAGUGAAAUAAAUCGGCUCGUGAUGGACGGAUGCGCGGAGAUGUGUAAAUGUUUCCUGAUCCUGUUUAACAUCCUGUUCGCUCUGGUGGGGUCGGGUCUGGUGGCUUUAGGUAUGUGGCUCCGGUUCGGCGCUGAAACCAGAGGAUUCUUCGACAUCGAUCUGAACACGCCACAGUUCAACAUCGGUGUGAUGGUGCUGGUGGUCACUGGGGUCCUGAUGCUGCUGGUGGCCAUCAUCGGUGGUUGUGGUGCGUGUAACCACAGCAAAACAGCUCUCAGUGUGUUUUCUGGCCUGCUGUUUGUUCUGAUCAUCAUUGAAAUCACAGCUGGUGUGAUGGCCUUCAUGUGGAGUGGACGGCUGGCAGAUGAGUUGGUGAACUUCUACAACACCAUCUACGCUCAGUAUCUCAACACCAGGAGUCCUGGUCAAGCAGUCACCCUCAAACUAUUCCACAACGCUUUUGACUGCUGUGGCAUCGGUGGACCGAUUGAAGUGUUUGUACGAGACACCUGUCCAGACGGCGACAUCCUGCAUAAGCUCACAUAUUCUAGCUGUCCCAGCGUGAUCAAGCAGGUCUUCGCCUCGCACGCGCCGAUGGUGUUGGGAGGGUUUCUGGGGUUAGCAGGAAUCAUGAUGCUGGUGCUGGUGUGCAGCUGUGUCCUCAGAUGUCACGUCUCACCAUCUUAUGCGUCUUCUCCUUCAUACGUGCUCCUCACCUCCUCGCCGUCAGUCAUCUUUCCUCCUCCAGCUGCCCAGCAGAUAUAACCGUCUGUGUA
Molecule: messenger RNA, 825 nt
Organism: Carassius carassius (crucian carp)
Lineage: Eukaryota; Metazoa; Chordata; Actinopteri; Cypriniformes; Cyprinidae
Product: CD9 antigen-like
Exons: 8
Coding region: 71-814 (247 amino acids)
Cellular component (GO): membrane
Source: RefSeq, a predicted model, not a curated record